Messenger RNA from Moesziomyces antarcticus, 1566 nucleotides. RefSeq names its product RNA polymerase I associated factor, A49-like protein. Gene Ontology annotation, cellular component: RNA polymerase I complex. Bases 1 to 1566 code for a protein of 521 amino acids. Gene Ontology annotation, molecular function: DNA binding. The record is from RefSeq and is a predicted model, not a curated record. NCBI's taxonomy places the organism in Eukaryota, Fungi, Basidiomycota, Ustilaginomycetes, Ustilaginales, Ustilaginaceae. Gene Ontology annotation, biological process: RNA polymerase I preinitiation complex assembly; transcription elongation by RNA polymerase I; nucleolar large rRNA transcription by RNA polymerase I. The transcript has a single exon.
AUGUCGAAAGACGCAAAGAGCCCGACCAAGGAGUCCAAGAGGAAGUCCAAAUCCUCGGACGCCGCAGAGUCGCCCAAGAAGUCCAAGAAGACCGCAUCGGCAACCGCGUCUUCUUCUUCGAAUGUGGAAUCGACUUCGUCCAAGGGCAAGUCCAAAGCAAAGGAUGGCCAGGCCACGCUCAAGGUGCAAGGCUCCAAGUCUGCGUCGCAGCAGCUGAGCAAAGCCGGAGCCGCCUUCGCCUCGUUUGCCGACUACAAUCCGGCGCCCUCCACCAAGUUCAGCCUGUACCGCGCUGAGGGUCUGCCAGACGAGACGGGCGCACGAGACGACGCAUCUGACGAGCGCUUGCUGCUUGCUGGCGAGACCGACACCAUGGCCUACGUUGGCAACAACUUCGAGUUCGGCAGCACCGCCGAGGUGCGAGGCUACACGGGCGAAUACAUGGUGGGCAUCUACGACCCCUCGAGCAGCUCGAUCACGCUGCGUGCGCUACCCACGUUCCAGGUGGCGCGCUCGAUCAAGGCCAACAGCUCGCUCGCAUCCAUCUCGAGCAGCCGCACGUUCGCCGACUAUGGCGAAAUGACCGCCGCACGCCGCGCACUCGGCGACGCCUUCGGUAAUCGCAAGCAGAAGGCCAACGCGCGCAACCAGGACCGCAUGAAGGUCGACACGGCCAACAUGGAGGUCAUUCUGGACGACUUUACCGGUGGCAUCCAGGACAGCGUUGCGUCGCUGCCGUCGCUGGACGAGGUGCUGGCGUCGUCGACGGCUUCGCGACCCAUGCCGCCCGCCAACCUGGACGCCAAGCACCCCGCCGAGGCGUACCGCAUCUCGGACCUCAUCCCUACGGACGUCUUCCAGGCGCUGCCGAUACAGAAGCUCAUCGACAACGUGCACGAUGCCGACGAGCUGCAGAAGCUCAUCCCCUACUCGCGCGAGUUCCCCGAUUGGAUCUGGUCGCGACUCGUCGACAACCUGCAGCGCAGCUCGCACCUUGGCGGCGGCAGCAAGAGCCAGAAGCACACCACUUUUGACGACGACGAUGAGGAUGCCGACAAGCCGGCGAACGGCGACGACGACGAUGUGAUGAUGAUGCCGGCGCUGGGUGCGACCGAGGACAAGGAGGAUGCGACGAACAAGGUGCGCCUGGCGUACUACAUGUCGAUGCUGUGGUACCUGCACUCGCGACCCAAGUCGGUUUCGCAGCGCAGCCGCCUGAUUACUUCGCUCAAACUGGAUGGCGAGGAUGCGAACAAGCGCAUCGUGCGUGCGCUGCUGAACACAUUCAGCGAGACGCCGGCGAACUCGGAUCGGGCGCAGAUGUCGGCGUUCCACCAGACCAAGCUGCUGGCGUACAUGUGUGCGCUGGCGCUGCAUCUGGACAACUUUUCGGUCGACUACGACAAGCUGGCUCGCAACUGCAACAUUGCGCCGUCGACGCUGCGUGAGCUCUUCCGCACACUCGGCUGCACCGCCGCCACGACGGGCGGCGAAAAGCGCAUGGUGCUCAAGACGCCCUUUACGCUGCCACAGCCCCGAAAGGGCAAGGCGGGCGGCCGAAAGUGA